Molecule: messenger RNA, 2248 nt
Organism: Cololabis saira (Pacific saury)
Lineage: Eukaryota; Metazoa; Chordata; Actinopteri; Beloniformes; Belonidae
Product: uracil nucleotide/cysteinyl leukotriene receptor
Exons: 2
Coding region: 220-1137 (305 amino acids)
Biological process (GO): phospholipase C-activating G protein-coupled receptor signaling pathway; positive regulation of Rho protein signal transduction
Cellular component (GO): membrane
Molecular function (GO): G protein-coupled receptor activity
Source: RefSeq, a predicted model, not a curated record
GUGUGUGUGUGUGUGUGUGUGUGUGUGUGUGUGUGUGUGUGUGUGUGUGUGUGUGUGUGUGUGCGUGUGCGCGUGUGUGUGUGUAUAUAUAUGCAUCACACUUCUGUUUUUCACUUCUGCUUCACAUCACUUGUUGCUUCCUCGUACACUUGUCUUUUGCUCGAGCGCUCAGCAUCCAAGAAUCCUGCUGCGACAGGCUGAUCCUCACCAGUGACAACGAUGAAUAUUUCUGAGGAGGGGACGGACGGUCUUCACAGCCCAUGCUGGAAUAUUGUCUUUUCUGCAUUUUACAUCCUGAUUUUCAUCAUCGCCGUGCCUGGAAACACUCUUGCUCUGUGGGCUUUCUGUCACCAGAAGAGCUCCUCUUCCUCAAAGGUCUUCCUGAGGAAUCUGUCCAUUGCUGACAUCAGUUAUGUCCUUAUUUUACCCAUGCGUAUAGUUUACCACCUGUCCGACAGUCACUGGGCCUUUGGGCACAUCCUCUGCCAGCUGUCCGGCUUCCUCUUCUACCUGAACAUGUACUGCAGCCUCUACCUGAUGAGCUUCAUCAGUCUGGACAGAUUCCUGGCCGUGGUUUUCCCACUAAGAUCCCAGUCGGUGCGGAAGCCCCUGUACGCAAAUGUCGCCGUUGUCAUACUUUGGUUGGCGGUUAUUAUAUCAAUGCUUCCAACACUUUUCUCCAAAAAGGAUGACGGCAGCUCAUCUGGCAUCUGCAAGAAGCUUUACCUAGAAAAUACAUCUCCCACAGCUCUGAUUUCUACGAUUGUGGCUUUUUCUACUCCUCUCACCACAAUCAUUUCCUGCUAUAUUCUAAUUCUGUUGAAACUGAGAAAACUCAGGCAACAGGAACAUUGCUCACGGAAAGACAAAGCUAUAAAAGUGGUCAUAUUUAUUAUGAUGACCUUCCUGUUUGUGUUUAUGCCCUACCAUGUGAGCAGGAUUGUCUACAUCCAAAGCCACACUCAUGGUCAUGUUUCUGCAGCCUCCAGGGGCUACCUGGGAAUAGCCAAUAAGGUCACCUCUGCACUGACCUGUGUUAAUGGCAUCCUGGAUCCUGUGUUGUACUUCUACUUGAACCGUGCAUACAGAGAGAAAUGUCUGCAUCUGUUCUGUAAGAACAGGCAGCGUGAUCAAUAGGAAAUAAGAAGUAAUUUUCCAAAAACAUUUUUGAACUCUUGGACAGGGGACAUGCUUAAUUUACAUGUUGCUGAACCCCUUACAAUGAUAUUUACCAUAAAGAUAUGUAAUAAUCAUUUUUAUUUCUAGUAUUUAUGAGGCAUUCUUCUAGAUUUAAUUUCUAGCGUUUCUGUACAGUUGUCUUCUCAUUUAUUCAUUCAGAAUCAGAUCAGAAUCAUUCGUUAGUCUCUCAUCAUUAGGAACAGAAACUUUGUCCUCUUUAUUCUUGUCAAAGAAACACGCACAUCAAAACCUUUUAACCAUCUAAGAUGUACUGAAAGUACGACAUGAAAAUUAAAAUAUACAUGUGAAACCACAUUUUGUUCUCAUACAAACUUCCUGAAAAAGUAAAUUUCCUGUUACCUGGUAUUUGAUUGCAGAAGCACCUGUUCUGAAACCUGAUGCCUCACUGUAAAAUUCAAGGUGUGAAAUAACAGAUGAGCUCUUUCUAGUCUGCAAUUCCUUAAGGGUGGAAGACUUUAUGAGGGGAAACCACAAAACUUUCAGUUAUUUUCAUGCAUUUUAUUUUGUGCAUGUAAGAUCACAGGAUUUUAAAUGUCAAAAUAUGUAAAGGAUGUGUCCUUUAAAGAAAGGGGGUCAUAUUUCAGAAAUGCUCAACAGAAUUUUUUUUUUUUUUUUAAACAGCAGAAGUUCUUGUGUAAAAAUAGUAAUGUGAGUUUUAUGUGUUCUUUGAUAAAAGCAAUAAACAAAUGUGUUUUGGGCAUCUUAAAAGUCUGGCUAGUGUUUGUCUGUGAUACAUGUGAGAAGGAGGUAUUAUUAUUUAUAGGUUGAUCAUUUCAUUAAAGAGGUUAUUGCUUAUUCUACAUUUCUGUGGAAUCUCUUGCUAUCUUUCUGUUCUACCUUCUAAUUUCUGAGGCCCCCCUCCCAAAAAGUUCUGCUUCGACUAGUCAAACCCCCGAAAAGGGCAACACUACCGUUUUCGAUGGGGUAUCAGGCUAUGUGCAAAUGUUUUUCACGGUGAAAAAAACAAGUGAGGAAAAAAAUGUUGAGUGAAAAAGCAAGGUGAAGUUAAACCAUAUCCUCUAAAAUCGGUUCAUAACUUAAUCUACUG